AGUGUUGGUUAUUUGAUGACCAUGCCAAUAACUGGUCUCUUGACAAAAUAUGGCUUCGAUGGAGGAUGGGGCUCUGUUUUUUACUGCUUUGGCGUUUUUGGUCUGCUAUGGUAUAUGGUAUGGCUCCUUUUUGUUCACGAGACACCAGAACAACACCCUAGCAUGUCUGUUGAGGAACGAGAGCUGCUUUCACACAACGACAAGGAUUUAAACAAGGUUGGCAAAGUAAACGUUCCAUGGAUGAGUAUUCUGAAGUCACUUCCGGUCUGGGCAAUUGUUGCAGCUAACUUCUCGUUGGACUGGGCUUUCUAUGUUUUACUCAUUUCCAUCCCGAAAUUUCUGGUCGAAGUUUUUGACACCGAAAUUCACAAGAUGGGUUUUAUGGCCGCUGCACCGUUCCUGGUAAAAGGAAUCUGCACACCCGUCGCAGGUCUCUCUGCUGACUUACUAAGAAAAUAUACCUGGAGCACCAAAACUGUACGACGAUGCUUCUAUGCCGUAGGAACGUUAAGUACAGGAGCGUUCAUACUCAUUGCUGGAUAUACAAAUAGUGUUGCAGUUGUUGUAGUGUGUAUGGCAAUAUCAGGAGCAUCGACAUCCUUAUCGUAUCCUGCCUACACGGUCAAUAUGCUUGACAUAGCACCUCGAUGUGCAGGAGUCAUUAUGGGGCUGUGUAACACCUUGGGGACAACAGCUGGGUUCAUCAGUCCUAUUUUGGUUGGAUUUGUCACUCUGAAUCAAACGCUAGAGGAAUGGCAAACGGUAUUUUGGAUCAACGCCAUUCUCAUGUGUAUUGGAACAGGGUUAUUCUGCUCUUUCCUUGAAGGAGACAGACAAGCCUGGGAUGUUGUGGAGGACUCGAAUGACGACAGCGUUGACUCAUCUAAAAACAUCGAAGCAUUCGAACCAAACAACUAAACGACUAGUGUUGAUUCAUAUUCCUGAACAUCAUAAAAAACUCCUCCAUGGAAUUAUUCCAGAUCUAUCAAUAGUCACUUUACAAGAAUCUUUUUAGCAGUUACAUUUACAUCUUGCGGAAGAAAGUUUAAGUUUAUAUUGGAUAGAUUUUACAAUCACUUGUAUUGAUACUUUAAACUUGUAAAUUCUUUAUGAAACACUGACUUAGCCUAAUAUUUUAAUUUAUCUUUACACUGCACAUUUUCCAUUCAGUAAAUUUCCCAAUCGAGUCUCAUCCAGUGAGGUUUGCCUGAGGUCCUCCGCCAUGGUAGGGAAGGUUGGGAAUCAAAAUUUAACUGAAUGUGAUUGCUCUUGACAGAAACAAAAAGGAAUCUGUAUAUUAAGCUGCCGAGGUCCGGAGAAGGGAGAAAUUCCAGAAAGACAGGAAUUCGAAUCGGUUACUCUACGGGUUAGAAUUUAA
Actinia tenebrosa (Australian red waratah sea anemone) is the source of this 1378-nucleotide messenger RNA. Its product is annotated as vesicular glutamate transporter 1. Gene Ontology annotation, biological process: transmembrane transport; monoatomic anion transport. Gene Ontology annotation, molecular function: transmembrane transporter activity. NCBI's taxonomy places the organism in Eukaryota, Metazoa, Cnidaria, Anthozoa, Actiniaria, Actiniidae. The record is from RefSeq and is a predicted model, not a curated record. Gene Ontology annotation, cellular component: membrane.